Messenger RNA from Acaulospora morrowiae, 633 nucleotides. The record is from the annotation of a GenBank genome assembly. NCBI's taxonomy places the organism in Eukaryota, Fungi, Glomeromycota, Glomeromycetes, Diversisporales, Acaulosporaceae.
AUGGCUCGACCUCCGUUCAUGACACCAAUAAGAUCACCUAUAGAUGUUUCUCACUCACGUCAAGCUGUCAUUCGUCUUUCCGUUUCCUGGUCAACUUUUUACACCACAGACUCUUCCUAUUCAUUAACUUAUUCUGAUUCGAUUUCCUUAAAUGUUACCAUUGUUUUUACGCAGAUGCUGGCGCCAGGAAGAUUAUCAAUUCCCAAAAAGAAUUCGAAGAAUACGAAUUUGGGCAAUUCUUUUGAAACUGACAGAAAAAAUGCUAGGCGGAAUUUUCAGGUUCUUAACUCGAGCAAUAACUCUGGGGUCCAAAAUAUGACCGUUACACGGUUUCUAAAGAUUUUCACAUGGAGGAUAUUUAUGGCAGCAAUAUCCGGGAAUGAAUCCUAUACGAUGGCCGACGCCUUAGAAAAUCCAGAUGUUAACGAAAAUAAUUGCAAGACUCAUCAAAAUGAAGUGAAGAACAAAAAAAAAGAUUACUAUAUACCAGAAAAGAGCAUGAGUGCAAUGAAUCCAAUCCUGAAAAAUGAGUUUUUUGAACAAAGAAAUGAAAUCUCUUACGACCCUUUCCUCCUCAUUUCAAUAUUCUAUUGUGCUAUCGAUUGUCAAAAACUUGUGUUUAAACCCGUAUAG